ACAACGUUUUGGUAGACUAUGUGACGUUGGUGUUGUUGCAUUGAAUUUCACGCAUUUCGAUUUUCGGGUAUCUUUUGAAGUUACUGGGCGUGAUUAUGGUUAUUUUAGUCUGCUAUUGAAGAGUGCCCCUACAGCAUGUCUUCAGAGGAAGCUGUUCCAGCCUUAACAAAGCAACAAGAAGCACAUGCAAUGGACACAACAGAUAUAAACAGUUCAAAAAAGAAUCCUGAUUCAAUUGAUAUCACAGCUAGCCCAGAUGAGCCAUCUGGACUCUCUGUGUCAAAAUCAUCUAUGCUGAACCCUGGCAGUUCGUCCAUGAAUUCUACUUCCAGUGAGCCCACACCUGAGCAUAGCAAGAUGCCAGAGAGCUCUGCGUUUGGCCAGCACCCAGCAGGGCAGACAACCCCAGCUGGAGACGCGGCCGUCGGUGUGUCGCCGGCGACCGCCGAGUCCGACCCCCCGUCAGGAGGCGCGCCGGCGGCGUCGGCGGCGCGCGCCGGGGCCGACGGCGCCGGCGCCGGCCAGCAGCCGCCCGCCGGCGACGACUGCUACCGGUACGAGGGCGAGACGUGCGUGUACACGGACCCGUCUUCGGGGCUCGAGUACGUGUACAGUGCCGAGAAGGAGGGCUGGCUGCGGCGCGACGGCGCCGGCAACGGCCAGCCGCUGCACGCGCCCACCCUGGAGAACUGCUACUACGAGGGCGAGCACUACUGCUUCCGGGACGCGGCCGGCCAGGUGUACCGGCUGGAGCCGAGCUCCAACAGCUGGGAGCGCUGGCCGGCGGCGGAGUCGGGCGCGGCGCCGGCGGCCGACUGCUUCCGUGACGAGAGCGGCGCCUGGUGCUGCCGGGACGACAGUGGCGCCCUCUGCCACUGGUCGGCCGAGGCCUCACGCUGGGAGCGCGCCGCCGCGCCGGCCGGCCGCAAGCGCAAGCUCAACAGGGGCUCGUCGGACGACAGUGAGCACGACAGUGAUGAGGAGGAGGACGGAGCGGCCCGGAAGCGGGCGACGGCGCCGGGGCCGGCGGCGGAGGGCGGCGCCGCCCCUCACGAGGAGGAGGCGAACGACGGCACGGGCUACGAGUGGGACGCAGAGAAGGGAGCCUGGUUCCCGAAGAUAGACGAGGAGUUCCUGGCUCUACACCGGCUCAACUACGGCUUCGACUCGGAGGGUCGUCCCAUUGAUGCACCGCCCAUCCUGGACACGGCGCCGCCGCCGCCGCCGGCGGAACCACCGGCUGAAAAACAGCUGGCCGGCAAACAGCGCAAGAUGAACAAGAAAAAACCAGAGUGGUUCCAGCUGGACGACAGCAAGAACACCAAGGUGUACGUGUCCGGGCUGGCCGAGUCGACGACCGAGGCCGAGUUCGUCGAGCUCAUGUCGAAGUGCGGCCUGGUGAUGAAGGACCCGCUCAGGGGCAACGCCUGGAAGGUCAAGCUCUACCGCGAUGACUACGGCGUGCCCAAGGGAGACGGCAUUUGCACGUACAUAAAGAUCGAGUCGGUGAACCUGGCGCUGGAUAUUCUGGACGGCUACGAGUUCAAAGGCAAAAGACUCAGCGUUGAAAAGGCCACAUUUGACAUGAAGGGGUCCUUUGAUCCGACGAAGAAGCCCAAAAAGCGCACAUUGAAGAAGAAGGACAGGGAAAAACUGCAAAAGAAGCAGGAGAAGCUGUUCGCCUGGCAGCCGGACAAGAUCCGCGGGGAGCGCGAGCGCCACGAGCGCGUCGUCAUCAUCAAGAACCUGUUCUCGCCGGACGAGUUCCGCAGCCGGCCGGAGAUGAUCCUCGAGUACCAGCAGGACCUGCGCGACGAGUGCUCCAAGUACGGCGCCGUCCGCAAGGUUGUGCUACAUGAUCGUCACAAGGACGGCGUCGUGGAGGUGAUCUUCCAAGAGGCGGUCGAGGCUGACGCCUGCGUGACCAAAAUGAGCGGCCGGUGGUUUGCCGGCCGGCGCCUGGAGGCGGCCACGUGGGACGGCAAGACCAAAUACCGCGUGGAGGAGACUGAGGAGGAGCGGGCCGAGCGGCUGGCCAAGUGGGAGCAGUUCAUCUCUGGCGAGGAGGCGCCCUCCGCCGGCCGGAGCGCGGCGGGCCCUGCGCCCGCUCCGGCCCCGGCGGCGGCGGCGCGCCGGCUGGGCUGCACCUGA
Pollicipes pollicipes is the source of this 2151-nucleotide messenger RNA. It is a transcript of the gene barc, whose product is annotated as RRM1_TatSF1_like and RRM2_TatSF1_like domain-containing protein barc. The transcript is spliced from 9 exons. Gene Ontology annotation, cellular component: U2 snRNP; U2-type spliceosomal complex. The record is from RefSeq and is a predicted model, not a curated record. Bases 136 to 2151 code for a protein of 671 amino acids. Lineage: Eukaryota; Metazoa; Arthropoda; Thecostraca; Pollicipedomorpha; Pollicipedidae. Gene Ontology annotation, biological process: mRNA splicing, via spliceosome. Gene Ontology annotation, molecular function: RNA binding.